Staurois parvus is the source of this 319-nucleotide messenger RNA. The record is from the annotation of a GenBank genome assembly. NCBI's taxonomy places the organism in Eukaryota, Metazoa, Chordata, Amphibia, Anura, Ranidae.
AUAAACGGCCGGACGGUGGCAGUGCAGGGUCAGGUGGCCGUUUUAAAAACAGACUCCCCACCCCCUGCUUGUGCGCGCUCCCUGGGGCACAGCGGAACACCGAUCGUCGUACGGGACCUCUGUGUGAGGUCCCGAUCAUGUGAUCACUGAUUGGCCAAUCAGUGAUCACAUGCAGAGUAGUAAGCAAGAUGUCACUUCUGACAUCAUUGCUUACUACGUACGAAAUCUGUGAAUGAUCACAGAGAUCACAUGGUACAAGGCUAUUCACAACAGCCUUGUACCAUGUGACAAGCUGUGACCAAUCACAGCUCACACAGUA